GGUGGAGGAGCGCGAUGGCGAUGUGGUCCGUGGCGAGUACUCGCUGGUGGAUUCCGAUGGCUACAAGCGCAUUGUCCAGUACACCUCCGACCCAGAGAACGGCUUCAACGCUGUGGUCAACCGUGUGCCCGUCGACCAUAUAAAGGUGGUCAAGGCCGUCGCAGCCCCAACCCCUCUGCCCGUUGCCUAUCACCACUAGAUGGAUAUCCCUUUCUUUCCAAUGCCAUGUAA
Messenger RNA from Drosophila navojoa, 231 nucleotides. It is a transcript of the gene Ccp84Af, whose product is annotated as cuticle protein Ccp84Af. The record is from RefSeq and is a predicted model, not a curated record. Gene Ontology annotation, cellular component: extracellular matrix. NCBI's taxonomy places the organism in Eukaryota, Metazoa, Arthropoda, Insecta, Diptera, Drosophilidae.